Messenger RNA from Girardinichthys multiradiatus, 822 nucleotides. It is a transcript of the gene naa38, whose product is annotated as N-alpha-acetyltransferase 38, NatC auxiliary subunit. Gene Ontology annotation, molecular function: RNA binding. The record is from RefSeq and is a predicted model, not a curated record. The coding region runs from base 184 to 513 and encodes 109 amino acids. Gene Ontology annotation, cellular component: NatC complex. The transcript is spliced from 3 exons. NCBI's taxonomy places the organism in Eukaryota, Metazoa, Chordata, Actinopteri, Cyprinodontiformes, Goodeidae.
AUCCAUCCAUCCGUCCGUCCGUCCAUCCGUCCAUCCAUCCAUCCGUCUUAUCCAAUUGUCUAAAAACCUCAAUUGUGAACUUUAAUUUGAAAAUACGUAAAACAAACACCAGUUGAUUUCCGGUUUCGCUUGUCCGUCAGCGGAACUGCUCCCUGAGCAAGAGCAGGAGGAAAGACGACCACAAUGAUUGAAGAAAAUGGUCCUUCUGCACAUGAGCAGUCUGAAUUGUCCUCCUCAUCCCAGGCCAGACAGAAGCUUGAGGGGCUCCUGAACAAGAACAUGAGGAUCCGCAUGACAGACGGACGAACCCUGGUGGGGCUCUUCCUCUGCACAGACCGGGACUGCAAUGUGAUCCUUGGCUCGGCUCAGGAGUUCCUCAAAUCCUCAGACACGUUCUCCCAGGGUGAACCCAGAGUCCUGGGCCUGGCCAUGAUCCCCGGUCACCACGUUGUAUCCAUCGAGGUGGAGGCUGACAGCCUGGAGGACGCAGAGGGGUUCGGAGCUAACCACUGACAAAGAAACGCUGUCACGUUUUGUGUUUUUUAUCCCGAAAUUCAUCAGACGAUUUUCUGUCGAGGACUGUGUUCGGACAAGAAGAUGGAGCGUGUUGUUGGAGGACUUGGAACUUUCUUUGCUGCUGAUACAGAACCUCUGUGCCAGCGCUGUGGAUUUAUCUAUUCCCUCUUUGAAUGAAAGAAAAGUCCAUCAGCAGCAACUGUGGAAGUUGCCUCAUUGGGCUGAGUGCAUUUAUGACAAGUUUUGUGCAAAUAUGUGGAUGCAAGUCUACUUUGUUAGUGUUUUAAAAUAAAUUGAUCUAUUUGA